AUGGCUGUCCAGUCUCUUCUUAAAAACCUCCAGGGAAGGCUUGAUCCCAAAAACACUGGUUUCGUUGGGGUGGAGACCUUUGCCAGCCUGGUCCACAGCCAUGAACUCCCUCUGGACCCUGCGAAACUGGAGAUGUUGGUGGCCUUGGCGCAGAGCAAUGAUGAGGGUCAGAUCUGCUAUCAGGAGCUGGUAGAUCUGAUAAGCAGCAAGCGUUCCAGCAGCUUCAAGAGGGCCAUCGCCAACGGACAAAGGGCCCUGCCUCAGGAUGGCCUCCUGGACGAGACCGGGCUGGGCUUCUACAAACGCUUUGUGCGCUACGUGGCGUACGAGAUCCUCCCGUGUGAGAUGCACCGACGGUGGUACUUCUACCAGCACCGUGCCUGUCCUCCGCCGGUCUUCAUGGCUGUGGUCACACUCACCCAGAUCAUAGUUUUCCUUUGCUAUGGAGCGCGGCUGAACAAGUGGGUGUUACAGACCUACCAUCCUGAGUACAUGAAAAGCCCUUUGGUCUACCAUCCUGGACAUCGCGCCCGGGCCUGGCGGUUUCUCACGUACAUGUUCAUGCAUGUUGGUUCGGAAGUGGGCCGGGCCGUCUGGCUGCGUUUCUCCCCGCCGUUGCCCUCCGCCGGCCCCCAGCCCAGUUUCAUGGCCCACUUGGCCGGGGCCAUUGUGGGCAUCAGCAUGGGGCUGACCAUCCUCCGCAGCUACGAGGAGAACCUGCAGGAUCAGUGCGGCUGGUGGGUGGUGCUCCUCUCCUAUGCCACCUUCCUGGUGUUUGCCGUCUUCUGGAACAUCUUUGCCUACGACCUUCUGGGGACGCAGAUCCCGUUGCCCCCGUAG
Notechis scutatus (mainland tiger snake) is the source of this 840-nucleotide messenger RNA. Lineage: Eukaryota; Metazoa; Chordata; Lepidosauria; Squamata; Elapidae. The record is from RefSeq and is a predicted model, not a curated record.